Spizellomyces punctatus DAOM BR117 is the source of this 1205-nucleotide messenger RNA. RefSeq lists its product as uncharacterized. Lineage: Eukaryota; Fungi; Chytridiomycota; Chytridiomycetes; Spizellomycetales; Spizellomycetaceae. The coding region runs from base 227 to 1063 and encodes 278 amino acids. Gene Ontology annotation, cellular component: plasma membrane. The transcript has 5 exons. The record is from RefSeq and is a predicted model, not a curated record.
GAGGAUUUGAAGGUUUCGCCCGCAGCUAUUCGAUAUUCUCAAGAUCCCCAAUACUAGAUUGGGUAACAAGCCAAGAACUGAACCCCCAAUUUUAGAUCCGUGUUUUGCUCUCGCGUUGGCCCGACACUGGCUAAAAGUCUUGGCAGCAUCUAACAUUAUAAAAUAUGGCUCUUCCGCAUUUGGCUCCGUUAGUUGAAUCAUCACAUCAUCCUAAAAUACAUGAGCUAUGGGCUCUACCCUAAUACCACCGAAAUUGAGCGUGUGGGUAAUUUUUUUCCUAUGGCAACUCACGCAUGCAGCUGCACAAACCAGUACAACCUCAGCAACCCCAUCGCCAACAGCGACACCAACUGGUGAUGGAGGAGGAGAUGGCGGUGAUGGUGGUGCCUUGGACAUACUCAACAAGGCACGAGAGAUUAUCGCCCAGACCGCCGUCUUGGGUGCCAUAACACUUGUUGUUGGUGUAUUUCUCCUCUUUUUCGGACAACGAUUUUUUAAAGUCACGCUUUUCGUUGGUGGAUUUUUCGUCACUGCUUUGGUCGGCUAUUUGAUCCUUACCGCCGUCGAACCCUCUACGGGAUUUCCAAAUCGAAAUACUGUUCUUCUCCUUGGUCCGCUCGCAUCUGGUGUCAUCGGCGGGGGGUUGGCGCUCUGUGUAUGGAGAUUGGGUCUCGUGGCUAUCGGAGCGGCUGCAGGAUUUUUGUUUGCAAUGUUCAUUUUGUCAUGGCAAACAGGUGGUGUGAUCGGUACAGCGAAGGGCCGUAUCAUUUUCCUCGCUGCCAUGACAGGAGUAGGGGGCCUCGCCAUCUCCUUUUUUCAAAAAAUUCUUCUCGUUGUUGCGACAAGUAUUGGAGGUGCAUACAGUAUUGUAUUCGGGAUUGACUGCUAUGCACGAACGGGAUUCACAGAUUCCACAAGACAAUUUCUGGUGGGAGAGAAUAAAUUCAGUUAUACGGUUUUCGAGCGCAAUGGCAAAGUAAUCGCCCUGUUAUGUUCAAUGAUCGCCUUUGCGAUUAUUGGCAUGAUAAUUCAGUUUAGAUUCUUCAAGCGACGAGAUGAUUAGGUUUUAUUCUUUAUUACAUUGGUUUAUUUAGGCAUAUAUGCCGUUAAUGUAUUUUCGUCACUCUGUUCUGCUUCACGUCAGGAAUAGUACACAAUUUUACAGAAUGAGCUGCAAAGCUUCCAUUACCAUUCUACAUAAGCAC